AAUCAAAGAAGAAGAGAAACCGGAAAACCGGAUGUUGAUGCUGGCAAAAGCUAAAUCUAGGUUGAUGUUAUUUGCAUUGUUUUGAUACUGACGCGUACUCGAAGGCAACUAAUUGUUAUUUAUGGACUCUUAAAUGAAGUAACAUUUCCGUUUUGAAUUAACAUUUCAAAAACAAUGUUUUACCUUGUAGAGGACAUUUGGUUUUGGAGGCAGAAUGGCCCAGAUUAAUGAAUGAUGUUUUCGUAAAUUAGUUUAGGUAGCUAACGUUAGCACGGGGUAUUUUUCUUUCACAUAAGUUACUAGAUAGCUAACUAACGUUAGCUAGGUAAUGGAUUUUCAAAGAAAACAUGAUGGAAUUGGAGAUAAUUCGUGCUCAACGCUCAUUGUAUGUUUUGUAGCUAGUAGUGCGCGACACUGCUAGCUAGUAACCUUCAUUUCUCUGUGGCUAACGUUAGCUAGUAAACAACGUCGUUCUCCCUUAGUGUUCGACAAGGCAUUCCACACAACUUCUCCCACCCGCAGUCGUGGAUCUCCAAACUCGGUCUUAACUUGAUACCAAUGCGUGGGAUGAUGGCUACACAGGGCAGCCCUGUCAAGAGUUACGACUACCUCCUGAAGUUCUUGCUGGUUGGAGACAGUGAUGUGGGGAAAGGAGAGAUCCUAGACAGUCUGCAGGACGGAUCAGCAGAGUCUCCCUAUCCCUACAGCAGUGGGAUUGACUACAAGACUACCACAAUCCUGUUGGAUGGGAGAAGAGUCAAGUUAGAGUUGUGGGAUACGUCUGGACAGGGUCGAUUCUGCACAAUAUUCCGGUCAUAUUCACGUGGGGCACAGGGAAUCCUGCUAGUUUAUGAUAUCACAAAUGGCUGGUCGUUUGAUGGCAUUGACCGCUGGAUCCGGGAGAUCGAUGAGCAUGCCCCGGGGGUGCCCCGCAUCCUAGUUGGCAACCGGCUCCACCUGGCCUUUAAGAGGCAGGUGCCCACGGAGCAGGCCCGCGCAUACGCCGAGAAGAACGGCAUGACCUUCUUUGAGGUCAGCCCUCUGUGCAACUUCAACGUCAUCGAGUCGUUCACGGAGCUGUCGCGCAUCGUGCUGAUGAGGCACGGCAUGGAGAAGUUCUGGAGACCAAACCGAGUGUUCAGCCUCCAGGACCUGUGUUGCCGCUCCAUCGUCUCAUGCACCCCCGUCCACCUCAUUGACAAGCUGCCUCUCCCCGUGGCCAUCAAGUCCCACCUCAAGUCCUUCUCCAUGGCCAACGGAAUGAAUGCUGUCAUGAUGCAUGGACGCUCCUACUCCGUGGCCACCAAUGCGGCGGGCGGCAGCGGCGGCGUGAGCGGCAACAACAACAGCAGCAGCAGCAGCAGCAAGGGAAACAGUCUCAAACGCUCAAAGUCCUUUAAACCGCCUCCGAGCCCCCCCAAGAGUAGCAGCAGCAAAAGUAACUGUAACAUCACCUAGUGAGGGGCGAGGAGGAACUCUGAGGCCUCCCAUUGGGCAUAAUGCUAUCGCUGAUUGGGCGCUCAGGGGCCGCAAUUUGGAGAUGCAUAAACACACAACAGGAACUGUAAAAGCUGUUGAGUGAGUCCAAUACAGGCUUUCACUUCUUUCUCUAGCCCCUUAGCGCUAUCUUGUGGGUCUCCGUUAAACCUACAGCU
Messenger RNA from Oncorhynchus kisutch (coho salmon), 1655 nucleotides. RefSeq names its product ras-related protein Rab-40C. The coding region runs from base 559 to 1458 and encodes 299 amino acids. The record is from RefSeq and is a predicted model, not a curated record. Lineage: Eukaryota; Metazoa; Chordata; Actinopteri; Salmoniformes; Salmonidae. Gene Ontology annotation, molecular function: GTPase activity; GTP binding. Gene Ontology annotation, biological process: intracellular signal transduction. The transcript has 6 exons.